This is a messenger RNA of Aspergillus melleus, 1422 nucleotides long. Its product is annotated as phosphatidyl synthase. Gene Ontology annotation, cellular component: mitochondrion. Bases 1 to 1422 code for a protein of 473 amino acids. The transcript has a single exon. Lineage: Eukaryota; Fungi; Ascomycota; Eurotiomycetes; Eurotiales; Aspergillaceae. The record is from RefSeq and is a predicted model, not a curated record. Gene Ontology annotation, biological process: glycerophospholipid biosynthetic process.
AUGCCUCGCUUUGACGAUGCUGAUCUGGGCCUGGACCCUGCUGCUCCUGCCCCCAGAGAGGCUCGCAACAGCAGCGCUCUCCCCAUCCCCAGCGACUCUGGCAACACCGUGGAAAUUCCCGCCACCCGCAGCGCCAUCAGCGACGCUGCUCAGUUCAUGCACAACCUGAGCCUGACCCCCUCGUCGCGGGAACGUCGUAGCUCUCGCAACUCGUUCGGUACUUCUCUGCCCAUCCCCAGAUCGCCUCGCGUGUCCCGCCUGUCGUCCGCCAGGCCCUCCGGAGAUGCCUCCAUCACCAGGGACAUCCUGGCCUCGCAGGUGCAGGACAUGUCCAAGGAGAAGGUCGCCGCCGCGAAGAACAUGGCCUUUGCCUUUGACAUCGACGGUGUGCUCGCCCACGGGAACGAGCCCAUUGAGGAGGCCAAAGAGGCCCUCAAGAUGCUGAACGGCGACAACGAGCUGGGCAUCAAGAUCCCCUACGUCCUCCUGACCAACGGUGGCGGUAAGACCGAAGCCGCCCGUUGCCAGCAGCUCUCCGAGAUCCUGGAGAGCCCUAUCUCCACCGACCAGUUCAUCCAGUCCCACACGCCAAUGCAGGCCUUGUCUGAGUACUACGAGACCGUCCUGGUCUGCGGUGGUGAGGGUCAGAAAAUUCGCGAGGUCGCCGAGAACUACGGUUUCAAGAACGUCGUGCACCCCAAGGAUAUCCUCGCUUGGGACCCCACCGUGUCUCCCUGGGGCUUCUUCUCCGAGGAGGACCGCGCCGAGGCUAAGCCCCGCGACUUCUCCAAGAUCAAAUUCGACGCCAUCCUCAUUUUCGCCGACUCGCGUGACUACGCGACGGACUUCCAGCUCGUUAUCGAUCUGCUGCUGGCCGAGGACGGCAAGAUGCUGACCCGCGCCAAGGACCCCGUCGCCUCUCGCAUCCCCAUCUACUUCUCCCAGGGUGAUCUGGUCUUCCCCACCAACCACAAGGGUCCUCCUCGUCUGACCCAGGGUGCGUUCCGUAUCGCCAUUGAGGCCCAGUACAAGGCCCUCACCGGAGUCGACCUCGAACGUGUGGUCUACGGCAAGCCCGAGCGUGCCACCUACACCUACGCCGACGAGGUUCUCCGCUCGUGGAUGGAGCAGAUCCACAACGAGAACCGCCUGCCCCAGAACGUCUACAUGGUUGGUGACAACCCGGCCUCCGAUAUCUGCGGUGGUAACAUGUACGGCUGGAACACCUGUCUGGUCCGCACCGGUGUGUUCCAGGGCGGCGAGAACGACGACAACAACCCCGCCAACUUCGGCGUCUUCCCCAACGUGCUGGAGGCUGUCAAGGCGGCCGUUCGCAAGGAGCUGGGUGAGGAUUUCAAGUUCAAGUGGAACCCCAAGGUCAACCCCGUCACUCACGGCGACGGUGCUUCCGCUAUCGAGUAA